AUGGCGCCGCUACACGACACUACGCCCAGCUUGCCGGGGGCGCUGUUUAUAGCCAGCGUGGCGCUGCUCCUCUACGGAAUUCCCGAGAAAACGAUCACAAAGCAUGUGGAUUUGAGUACGCUUGGAAAUACGGAAGAUGGAAGGCCGUAUAUUUAUCGAAAGCCGGGACACCAGCACGAGUACAGUACCUACGAGCUGUGCAAGGAUGACGGCCGGUUGGAGGUUUUCAAAGCCGAUGAAUGUGGGCAGCAGCUAGCAUUAGCUAGAUUCAAGAAUGCCGUCAAUUCGACUGGCUGGGCCUUUUUGGAAAUCGAGACGAAUGGCGAGCAAACACCAUUUGAGCAAGCAUAUGCAGCCGGCUAUCUGGAGGGCACACUCACCCGAAAACUGAUUGAGCACCAGCUCCAUAACGUGCUCUCCAAUUUCUGCACCGGCAAGGAGGAGUACUGCGAGAAGCUGAGGGAGUUCGUCAAGGAAAACCAGGCCUGGACCCAGGAAUUUUUGACGAAAACGCCGACCGAGGACCCGUAUUAUUCAGCUAUCCACCGUACCUACUACCAGCUUCAAGGCCUCAUCGACGCCUACGAGAGGCGCCGACCUACCGUCCACGCCUCUUUCGAGUUCCAUCAAAUUGUGUUCCUCAACUGGCUGGGGGAGUUCUACGACCUAGAGGUGAAGUUCAACAACACCAGGGCGGGGGUGGACAUUCCGGAAAAGUGCUCGGCAUUGGUGAAGCUAGCCCCCGACAACAAGGACCUCUUCUUUGCUCACGUCACCAUGUUCGCCUACAACCAAAUGCUGCGCGUCGUCAAGCUGUACAAGUUUGGCUAUGAUCAAGCCGCUUACCCGGGCCACACCAUUUCUUUCACCGGAUAUCCCGGAGUGAUCGCUUCGCAAGACGAUUUCCAUUUGACAUCAUCCAAAAUUGCAGUAAUGGAGACAACCAUUGGCGUCUACGACCAGCGAAAAAUGGAGCACACCAAGGCCGUCGGGCAGUUCCCCUGCUGGCUACGCUCGAUGACGGCGAGUCUGCUGGCCGACUCGGCGAACGGCUGGGUGGAGAUCUUUAUGCGGCAUCAUAUGGGCACCUACAACAACCAGUGGAUGAUCGUCGACUACAAGCUGUUCGAGCCCGGACAUCCACUGAAGGAAAAUACCUUUUGGGUGUUGGAAACCAUGCCCGGUUUCCACGUUGCUCGCGACAAGUCCGCCGAGCUCCAAUCGACCACCUACCAUCCCUCCUAUAAUCUGCCCCACGAGAAGGAGAUUGUCGAAUAUUCUGCUCUAGAAAAAUUUGCUCGCGCUUUCGAUAAAACGAGGUACCAGGAAAUUGGAGGUGACUACUAUCGGUCUGGAAAAUCGCCGAGGGCCAAGAUUUUUGCUCGGGACCAUCACAAAGCCACCGACUUUGAGAGCUUCACAAAGUUGUUGAGGUCCAUCAACUACAAAAACGACGAACUCUCGAGGUGCAACUGCGAUCCACCAUAUAGCGGUGAAGCGGCGAUUGCCGCGAGGGGAGACCUCAACGACCCGAAUGGGAGGUACGAAUUCGGGGCGAUCGGACAUCGCAACCAUGGGGCCAUCGAUUUUAAGGGGAUCAACUACGAGAGGGCGAAGAAGUUCUCGUUCCGGGCCUGGGGAGCCCCAGCCUGGGAUAAGGAGAAUGAGGUGCCGGUGUUCGAGUGGAGCGACUUCGAGCGGCGCUCGCCAAUUCGCGUCCCGCAUCGUGGCCACCCCGACCGCUUCGAUUUUGAGCACCUGGAGGUCGAAUGGGAAGCGAAUCUCGCA
Messenger RNA from Mesorhabditis spiculigera, 1788 nucleotides. The record is from the annotation of a GenBank genome assembly. NCBI's taxonomy places the organism in Eukaryota, Metazoa, Nematoda, Chromadorea, Rhabditida, Rhabditidae.